This is a messenger RNA of Trichomycterus rosablanca, 1615 nucleotides long. It is a transcript of the gene ccdc82, whose product is annotated as coiled-coil domain containing 82. The record is from RefSeq and is a predicted model, not a curated record. Lineage: Eukaryota; Metazoa; Chordata; Actinopteri; Siluriformes; Trichomycteridae. Gene Ontology annotation, cellular component: nucleus. The transcript is spliced from 8 exons. Bases 55 to 1515 code for a protein of 486 amino acids.
GUUUAACAGAUCAGCGGUGAACAACCAGAGCUAGUCGGUUACAGCGCAGACGCUAUGAGAAGCGCGAGCACGCGCCUGGCAAGGCGGCGAAAAAGCGCGCCCCCGGUGUCCCGCAUCAACAGGAGAAGGACCAAAGUGAACGCGCUCGAGCAGCUGCUCGAGGACAGUGAUGAAGGCUCGUUCUCCAGCACGAGCAGCGGCUCUUCAGAAAGUGGGCUAUCCUACCAAGAGUCAGAGGAUGACUCCCAGAACUCAGACAGUGCUCAACCACCCAGCCGCAAGAAAGUGGGGAACGAAGAUGGUGAGACAGACGAGGAGAAGUGCGCUGUGUCUCGCAGGAUGCGGAAGAGAUCGGCGUGCAUCCUGGAUGACAACGAUGACACAAGCUGCUCGUCAGACAGUGAUGUCGGUACAGAGCCAGUCAGAAAAGUAAAGCAGAAUAAACGACUUAAGUUUUCAGACUCGGAGGAUGAAGCCAACACAGCAAAGGAACGAGAAGCGGAGGUUAAAAAAGCUGCUGCCAAAAGGAGUGAAAGAAAGAGCAAGCUAAUAGAACUGUUGAAAAAGAGAAAAAAACCUACAACACGACGCAGGCGCAGGACUGAGGGUUCGGAUAAUGAGGCAGAAGUUGUAGAGGAAAAUGAAGACAAAGAAGAGGCAAAAAGCUCAAAAAGCUCAAGUGAGGAGGACACUUAUAAUUUAAUGGACAGCAGUGAAGAAGAAAAGCAGGCAGACAGUGACAGCCUAAAGGACUUCAUUGUAGAGGAUGAAGAGCAGAAGGAAGGGGAUGAAGAGGAGGGCAGCAGUGAAACGCAGGAUAAGAACUUCCUUUCACACCUUCCCCGCCAAUUCAUCACUGGAUCCCAGUUCACCCACUUUCAGGUUGUGGUCAAAGCAUUGUUGAUCAAUGCAUUGGACACGUCAUUCCUGCAGUCACUUUACAAUGGUGAGCGGACUAAACGCUAUGCACAAGAGAUGAAACUAUCAUUGCAUCACUUUGAAGAGCGAUUGGUGCUUCCACGCCUGGAAAAUCUAAUGCAGAGAAGCCGCUGGAAAGACCGCUACAAAGAGCGGGUGGAGUGUUAUCCUAAAGUGAGAAUUACCAUGGUAAACAUCCUGAGUAAAAGCUGUGAAGCUUGUGAGCUCCACAGACAUGGGCGCUUCUGUGUACGUCUGUCUGGGCAGCUCUAUGAUAACCAAACACUGCAAGAAGACCAGUUCAUGCCUAAUGACUUUCAGAGUUUUUUUGCUGGCUCAGUCUGUGCCAAGCGCACACAGGUGUACCACGCGCUUAAGCAUUAUAAGUACCAUCUGUUUAACCGCUGUGGAACCGCACUAAAGGAGCAGAAAGAUGUUGAACUGGAGACGCUGGAGGGAAACGAUGAGCCGGUGAAGGACACAGUGAACAGAGUGUUCAUCAAACUUGAGGAGAAAGGGUGGAUUACAAAGCAAUAUGAAGAAUUUGAAGAAUUCCUCAAUGAUGCAGAUUACUUUCAAGAAGAAAGACUGGACUGAUAUGAAGAGGAACCUUUUAAUUUCAUUUUGAUUUUGUCAUUUUCUUCUGUGAGUUUUAUGUGUGCUGGAAAUUAGAACCUUUUUUAUAUUAGCCUAGCUC